Messenger RNA from Arachis ipaensis, 1470 nucleotides. The record is from RefSeq and is a predicted model, not a curated record. Lineage: Eukaryota; Viridiplantae; Streptophyta; Magnoliopsida; Fabales; Fabaceae.
GUUGGGAGAGGGGGUUUUUGGGGCGGGUGUAUGGGUCGGGUUUCUGGAUGGGUUAGGAUUCUGUUUCUGUUUUUUGGGUUUAACCGCCCAUAAAGACACCGACAAAUUAAACUACAGCUAGGGUUUUACUUUAUAGCUGCAUUGAAGAAGGAAACUAAAUUUUAGAGAGAUUAGUAGCGGGUUUUUACUUUUUAGUAUUUUGCUGAUCGAAAAGGGACUCGUUUUUCGGUUCAUGGACCGCUUGCGUCCCCGCAACAGACCCCUCUUUUCUGGGUUUACAAAUUCCGAGAUUGAGAAAUUGGAGAGAUUGGUAAGGGAGGCAAGAGAAAAAUCGUUGGAUAAGGAGUUUUGCCAUAAGCUUGCUAUAGCCUUCAACCGCUCUGCUGGCCGUGCCGGGAAACCUGCGGUUAGAUGGACUGAGAUACAAAGUUGGUUUGAGGAUAGGCUCCAAGACUUACCAGAUGACCCUAAUAAUGAAUUGAUGAUUCCCAAAGACCCUGAAUGUAAUAAGGAAGGAGAAAUUGUUAGAGACUUAUCAGAAUUGGAAUUCGAAGCAAAGUCAUCCAAAGAUGGAGCAUGGUACGAUGUUGAGACAUUUCUAGCUCACAGAUUUAACAGUAAUGGGGAAGCUGAAGUCCUUGUCAGAUUUAUUGGGUUCGGGGGUGAUGAAGAUGAAUGGAUCACUAUGAAAAAUUCAGUUAGGAAACGUUCUGUUCCCUUGGAAAACACAGAAUGUUGCAACCUGAAUGUUGGAGACCAUGUGCUGUGCUUCCAGGAGAGGAAAGACCAAGCAAUUUACUAUGAUGCUCACAUUCUAGAGAUCCAAAGGAGAAUACAUGAUAUAAGAGGAUGCAGGUGUCAGAUUUUGGUUCGGUAUGAUCAUGACAACAGUGAGGUGGGACUUUUUUUUUUUUUUCCUGCAUAUGUUUGUCACCAUUUUGUGUGUGAUAGAAGUAGAAUGCAAUUUACAUUUUGUAUUUUCAGGAAUCUGUUCGGUUAAGAAGACUUUGCAGAAGACCAAGAUCUUAGGUGUAUAAAAUAUCAAUUCACUUUUGACAACUAAUAUCUUAUUAAGGGUCAUUUGGAUUGGCUUUUGAAAAAAAUACUUAUUUUUUUCAUCUUUUUUAAAAGGAUAUUUUUUUAAUAGACAAAAACUAUUUCACAUUUGGAUAGGCUUUUUUAAAAAAUAUUUGAAGUAUUAAAAACGUCUUUUGCUUCUGCUCUUUUUUAGGGUACUCUUUUAACUCAAAAAAGCCAAUCCAAACCAAUACUAAGUUGGUUGGAAACAGUUUACAUUCUGUCACUGUUGAGUUGAGCUUGUAGAUGUGAGUGGAAGUGAACGAGCUGGACUGUUUCUUCUUGAACUCAUCCCAUUUAAACUAAUAUAAGAACAUUCAAUAUAUGUAAAAAUAUUGUAGUCAUUUAUUGGUUUGUCUUAAAUGUCAUCUUUAAGGAUACAAUUUUAUUUUA